Anopheles marshallii is the source of this 3098-nucleotide messenger RNA. It is a transcript of the gene blot, whose product is annotated as sodium- and chloride-dependent neutral and basic amino acid transporter B(0+). Gene Ontology annotation, cellular component: membrane. The transcript has 8 exons. Gene Ontology annotation, biological process: sodium ion transmembrane transport. Lineage: Eukaryota; Metazoa; Arthropoda; Insecta; Diptera; Culicidae. The record is from RefSeq and is a predicted model, not a curated record. Bases 36 to 3098 code for a protein of 1020 amino acids.
GCAGCAAUUCCCGGUGACCUUCCACCAGUGGCAACAUGAAAUGGAAAAAUAAGGAGCCAAAACAGUCGAUAUCCAGCGUUACGUCCAUGUCAUUUUUGUCCGACGAAAAUCUCACCUUUCACCGCUUCUCCGAUGGGACCAUCUCGUUCACCUCGGAGCGUAAAAAAUCGAUGCAAAACGUGCUAGACGGUGGAGGUGGCGGUGGUGGUGCACCCACGAUGGCCAUGAUGGCCACUGGACCCAGCGCAAAACAGACUGGACCGUCGUCGGUGGCGGCCAUCGGAGCCGGCGAUAACCGCACCAUGAACGGUGGAGGUCACAACCACACCAUCGAACGCACGCGUAAACACUCCUACACGCAGGCAACGACGGGUUCGUCCCCGAUCUGGACGACAAAUGCAUCGUUCAACAACUACACCACCAACACCAUCACCAACAGCAACCGACGACACGCGGGAGGAGGCCGGCCGCGUAGCAUUGUGCCCGGCGGUGGCGAUGGGACCGAUGGCGAAGCUGGUACCGGUCCCACAACGACGGCCGGCAUACCGACGUUAAGCGAUCUGCGCUAUCUGUCCUCGCCCUCGACCAAUCCGAACAACUCGAGCGUGAUCCAGAACGGGUCUACCGUGAAGCUCAUCUCUACCAAAGUCAGCGCCAACACCGUUGCACCGAGCGAUGAUCAGUCAAACAAGCAGUCAAGAUCAUCCAUAUUUCGCGGUGUGAUACUAUGUCUCUGCCUGAACCUUACCUUCGCCAACGUGGUCCGGUUCCCGCGGGAACUGCAGCUGCAUGGGUCCGCCUUCCUAGUACCUUACGUUAUACUGCUCCUUCUAGUCGGGCUCCCGGUGGUACUGCUCGAAAUAUCGCUCGGCCAGUUUCUCGGCCAGGGUUCGGCCCACAUGUGGCGUGCGGCUCCCUUCCUCAAGGGUGCCAGCUUGGUGGGCCGCAUUGCUUCGUGGCUGGCGGCGAUAUGGACAUCGAUGCAAUCCGUGAUUGCACUGCUCUACAUCGGUAUGCUAGCAUUCAAAUCUGUGCCAUUGCGGGAGUGCUCCAAAUCGGUUACGAUCAACCCGCAAGCCAUUUAUAAUGGCUACGACGUACAGCAAAGCAGUGGACAGGAAUGUUUGAAAUUAACAUUUCUCCGUCCAGUGUGGAGAAGCUCGCUGUACUUUGGCUUGCUGGCGCUGAGUCUCAUACUGCUGUGGGUCAUUUCGAUGGUGUGUACGCACAGCGGGAAAAUCAAUCGCCGAUCGGUCUAUCUGUUCGGGUUUGCGGCGCUAAUACUGCUGAUCUUCGAAACCGGCUGGGAGGUGACGAAGGCGAUCAACGAGCAAUACUUCCCGGAUCUGUGGCCGUUCCAUCCGGAAUCGUUCGCGGACAGUACGGUGUGGUUCAAUGCGCUCGUCCAGGUGAUCUACUCGCUGAACAUUGGUUUCGGUGCGGUACCGGUACUGACGGGGAAAUUCCUUUACAAAGGGGACGCGAUCAAGACCUCAUUCGUGUACAUGUUCUUCAACAUACUCGUAACGGCGAUCGCGGUGUUAUUCUACGUGUUCCAGUUCAACAACAGCUUCACCGAGUCACAUCCCUUCUAUCCGGAGCUGAGCACCCUUACCGUCAUCUACGAUCGGGCCAUCACCGUGCAGGAGUCGGAUCCGACGCUUCAACGGCUCAUACCCGCGCUGUCGUACACGAUGAUCUUCAUCUCGUCGCUCGUGUCGAUCGUCAUCUACAUCUACACCUCGACCCGCAUCAUCCGGAAGCAUCCGAACUAUACCGUGUGUCUCGCGGGGCUAGUAGUCGCCAUCGCCGGGUUGCUCUGUCCCAACUACAUCUUUCCGCGCAUCCUGGACACGCGGAUCGUCGGCUCGCUGGCCGUGUGUGCAAUGAUCUUCGAGAUCAUCCUCAUCAUCUGGGUGUAUGGGUCGAAGAAUCUCUACACCGAUCUAGAGUUCUCGCUCGGCCGCCCAGUGCUGAAGGCGUGGCUAUUCAUCUGGGGGUUCAUCCCGGUGCUGCUGAUGGCGCUGCUAUGCUGGUGGUCGAUAACCUACUACGACAAUGACCUGCUGAUCGAUUACUUCCCCAAGUGGUUGCCGGUCGUGUUCAGCUUGUCGGUGAUCGUGCUGCUUGCCUGUGUGGAAAUCAGCAAGCAGGUAGACUACAACGUUUUCAGCAUGAUCCACGGAGCAACAAAGCCCUCGAAGGACUGGGGACCGGCAGAUCCGCUAGUGCGGCACGCCUGGAAGCAGUGGAAAUCGGUGUGCGAGGAUACGGGCGAGCGAGACUUUACGUUGCGCCGGCGCGGUACGAAAGACUACACCAACUCCAUCAAGAAGGGCCAGUAUACGCACUCGCACAAGUACGGCGCAUCGUCUAACCGGAACCUCUCGACGGCGGGCAGCAAUUCCCCGAACUACAGCGGUUCCGUCUUUGGCGAUUCGGCCAUCGAGGAGGACAUGAGUGUGGAAAAGUAUCCGCACUACAGCAAGCACUCCUCGCAGCAGCAACAGCACACGACGGGCGUCGCAAACCAUGGAGGUUACGGUAUGGACACGCCACCCCCAUUACCACCGCUUCCGCUCACCGAAACUACGGACGACAGUUCCCCGCGCAUAUCGGCCAGCUCGCGAAAGUCUUCCCGUGCGACGGACCACACCAAACGUACGCCAAGCGAACGGAGCCAGGCGGAUCUGUUGCCGAACGCCCGCAAAACGUCCGACAAUAGCUUCGGGUCGCGUAUCGACAUCCUGCCCACGGACGAUGAAGCGCACGCCGGGUUCGGUCGCAGUACCGCAAUCGUGCGUAAUCCGCUUGCCAAGGGUCAUCACCAGCACCAUGCGAAUGUUGCACGGCACUACCAUCACCAUCAUCCCAGCACCGGCAACGGAAUGGUGCCAGUGCACGGUGCGAAACAGAGCGCCGUGUCCUACCAUCAGGACGGUGGCCCACGGAACGGUGGCGGACCGACCGCAGACGACCGGCAGCACGGUUACAAUCGGGACAUUUUCAUCAGCAACGGACACGCACCGACCGGUGGCGAUCAUAUCUGCUGGCGGAAGUUUUCCAUCAACUCGGAAGAAUACUCGACGGAGCUGUAG